AUGCAUGCAACGGCGGAAAACCAACCGGCCCCUUCCUACAAUAUAGCCGUCAUUGGUUCCGGCUUGGGUGGCCUAUCCGCCGCUAUUGCCCUCCGUCGCACCGGCCACCAAGUCACCGUCUAUGAAAGAUAUGAUUUUAGCGGAGAAGUUGGUGCUUCGCUCUCGCUGGCUCCAAACGGCUCUCGCUUCCUGGAAGAAUGGGAAGUGGACAUUCCCUCUGCUAAGCCCGUCGUCCUGCAGAAGCUCAUCCGCCACGAUUGGUCCUCGGGAAACGUUACCGCCGAGUACCCACUGGGAGACUACCGUGAGCGGUUCGGCACAGACUACAACAAUUUCCACAGAAUAGAUCUCCAUAGGCAUCUAAAAAAUGUGGCUAUCGCCGAAACGGGAGGCGGGUCUCCAGCGCAGCUAAAAGUCUGCCAUCGGGCGAUCAAAUUGGAUCCCGCUCAGGGGAAAAUAACAUUCGAUAACGGCAAAGAAGCCGGUCACGAUGUUAUCAUUUGCGCGGACGGGAUCCGGAGCCAGAUGCGAGAGCAACUUGGCAUCAUUCCAGACGUCGCACCAUCCACGUCAUGUUGUUACAGGUGUAUCAUAAGCACCAAAAAACUCCGUGAAUUGGGACUUGGCGAGUUUGCUGAAAACAGUGCCAUCGAGUUUUGGGGCGGCAACGGCAUCGAUAAGAUUGUCAUGAGCCCAUGUUCCAACCAUGAAGUUGUUAGUUGUUAUUGCUUCUAUCCAGUUGAAAAGAAUAAUCUCAAGGAAGAUGGCUGGAAUAUUUCCUCCACAGGCGAGAAUCUUGCAGCAACAUUCCCUGAUCUGGACGAGCGGCUGCGCACCCUCUUUCGUAACGCAGAGGAUGUUAAGAUGUGGCGCCUGUACAACCAUGAGCCCUAUCCCUAUUGGGUGAGCGGCCGUUGCUGCCUACUUGGAGAUGCAGCCCAUCCAAUGAUGCCCGAUCAAUCUCAAGGUGCAUGCAUGGCGCUGGAGGAUGCAGGGGCACUCGGCAUACUCUUCUCCACCAAAUAUGCACACCUGUCUAUACUAGAAAAGCUUCAGUUGUACGAACUGGAGCGCAAGCCACGCGCCACGCGAGUACAAGAAAGCAGUCGAAGGGCCAGAACAGAUAUCACAGAAAGGAUCGGCUGGAGCAGCGCCAACGACCGCCCGGGAAAGCUGACUAUUGAGGAGAUAUGUGGAUACAAUAUGCAUUCUCAUGUGGCUGAGCUGGUUGAGAGAAUCUCACAAGCUUCUUCGUCAAACCCCCCGGUAAGCGAGCAACGGUGA
Molecule: messenger RNA, 1284 nt
Organism: Trichoderma asperellum CBS 433.97
Lineage: Eukaryota; Fungi; Ascomycota; Sordariomycetes; Hypocreales; Hypocreaceae
Molecular function (GO): FAD binding; monooxygenase activity
Source: RefSeq, a predicted model, not a curated record